This is a messenger RNA of Felis catus (domestic cat), 6564 nucleotides long. RefSeq names its product Cbl proto-oncogene B (gene CBLB). Gene Ontology annotation, biological process: cell surface receptor signaling pathway; negative regulation of epidermal growth factor-activated receptor activity. The transcript is spliced from 20 exons. Gene Ontology annotation, molecular function: phosphotyrosine residue binding; ubiquitin protein ligase activity; calcium ion binding. NCBI's taxonomy places the organism in Eukaryota, Metazoa, Chordata, Mammalia, Carnivora, Felidae. Gene Ontology annotation, cellular component: plasma membrane; membrane raft. The record is from RefSeq and is a predicted model, not a curated record. Bases 279 to 3233 code for a protein of 984 amino acids.
GAACGAGAUGCUUUCUUCUGGUUAGCAGGCGAAAUGAAAACAAGACAUGACAGAGAAGAAAAAUGUAUAUAAGUGGACCAAGUGACUUCCUGCUGAGGAGCCAGCAAGAAGCAAUGCCUUAGACCUGUUUGGCUGCUGUCCUGGGUAGAAGAGUUUGGCAGCCCUAGGGAGAUGAAAUUCUUCAGCUUCGGACCCGCCCAGAGUAGAGAAGCAACACCCUCUCAGCCACUACUCUGUUGCUAUGAAACAAAAGACUAGGAAGAGAACUAAGGUUCCAGAUGGCAAAUUCUAUGAAUGGCAGAAACCCUGGUGGUCGAGGAGGAAACCCCCGAAAAGGAAGAAUUUUGGGAAUUAUUGAUGCUAUUCAAGAUGCAGUUGGACCUCCCAAGCAAGCAGCAGCAGAUCGCAGGACUGUGGAGAAAACUUGGAAACUCAUGGACAAAGUGGUCAGACUGUGCCAAAAUCCCAAACUUCAGUUGAAAAAUAGCCCACCAUACAUACUUGAUAUUUUACCUGAUACAUAUCAACAUUUGCGACUUAUAUUGAGUAAAUAUGAUGACAACCAAAAACUUGCCCAACUCAGUGAGAAUGAGUAUUUUAAAAUCUACAUUGACAGUUUAAUGAAAAAGUCAAAACGGGCAAUAAGACUCUUUAAAGAAGGCAAGGAGAGGAUGUACGAAGAGCAGUCACAGGACAGACGAAAUCUCACCAAACUGUCCCUUAUCUUCAGUCAUAUGCUGGCAGAAAUUAAAGCAAUCUUUCCUAAUGGGCAAUUCCAGGGAGAUAACUUUCGUAUCACGAAAGCAGACGCUGCUGAGUUCUGGAGAAAGUUUUUUGGAGACAAGACUAUUGUGCCAUGGAAAGUAUUCAGACAGUGCCUUCAUGAGGUUCAUCAAAUUAGCUCCGGCCUGGAAGCAAUGGCUCUGAAAUCAACAAUUGAUUUAACUUGUAAUGAUUACAUUUCAGUUUUUGAAUUUGAUAUUUUUACCAGACUCUUUCAGCCUUGGGGCUCUAUUUUACGGAAUUGGAAUUUCUUAGCUGUAACACAUCCAGGUUACAUGGCAUUUCUCACAUAUGAUGAAGUUAAAGCACGACUACAGAAAUACAGCACCAAACCCGGAAGCUACAUUUUCCGGUUAAGCUGCACUAGAUUGGGACAGUGGGCCAUUGGCUAUGUGACAGGGGAUGGCAAUAUCUUACAGACCAUACCGCAUAACAAGCCCUUAUUUCAAGCCCUGAUUGACGGCAGCAGGGAAGGAUUCUAUCUUUAUCCUGAUGGGAGGAGCUAUAAUCCUGAUUUAACUGGAUUGUGUGAACCUACACCCCAUGAUCAUAUAAAAGUUACCCAGGAACAAUAUGAAUUAUAUUGUGAAAUGGGCUCCACUUUUCAGCUUUGUAAAAUUUGUGCUGAGAACGACAAAGAUGUCAAGAUUGAGCCUUGUGGGCAUUUGAUGUGCACCUCUUGCCUUACAGCAUGGCAGGAGUCAGAUGGCCAGGGCUGCCCCUUCUGUCGCUGUGAAAUAAAAGGAACAGAGCCCAUCAUCGUCGACCCCUUUGAUCCAAGGGACGAAGGUUCCAGGUGCUGUAGCAUCAUUGACCCCUUUGGAGUGCCGAUGCUGGACCUGGAUGAUGAUGAUGACCGAGAGGAGUCCUUGAUGAUGAAUCGGUUGGCAAAUGUUCGAAAGUGCACUGACAGGCAGAAUUCACCAGUUACAUCACCAGGAUCCUCUCCCCUUGCACAGAGAAGAAAGCCGCAUCCAGAUCCUCUCCAGAUCCCACAUCUAAGCCUGCCACCAGUGCCUCCUCGCCUGGACUUAAUUCAGAAAGGCAUAGUUCGGUCUCCCUGUGGCAGCCCCACUGGUUCACCAAAGUCUUCUCCUUGCAUGGUGAGAAAGCAAGAUAAACCACUCCCCGCACCUCCUCCUCCCUUACGAGAUCCUCCUCCGCCUCCACCUGAGAGACCUCCCCCAAUCCCACCUGACAAUAGACUGAGUCGUCACUUCCAUCACGUGGAAAGUGUGCCUUCUAGAGACCAGCCAAUGCCUCUUGAAGCCUGGUGCCCUCGGGAUGUGUUUGGGAGUAAUCAGUCGGUGGUGGGAUGUCGACUCUUAGGGGAUGGCUCUCCAAAGCCUGGAAUCACAGCAAGUUCAAAUGUGAAUGGAAGACACAGUAGAGUGGGCUCUGACCCCGUGCUUAUGCGGAAACACAGACGCCAUGAUUUGCCUUUAGAAGGAGCCAAGGUCUUUUCCAAUGGUCACCUGGGAAGUGAAGAAUAUGAUGUUCCUCCCCGGCUUUCUCCUCCUCCUCCAGCUGCUGCCCUUCUCCCUAGCAUCAAGUGUACUGGCCCGUUAGCAAAUUCCCUUUCAGAGAAAACCAGAGACCCAGUAGAGGAAGAUGACGAUGAAUACAAGGUUCCUUCAUCCCAUCCUGUUUCCCUGAAUUCACAACCAUCUCAUUGCCAUAACGUAAAACCUCCUCUUAGGUCCUGUGAUAAUGGUCAUUGUAUAUUGAAUGGAACACAUGGUACAUCUUCAGAGAUGAAGAAACCAAACAUCCCUGAAUUAGGCAUAUAUUUAAAGGGAGAUGUUUUUGAUUCAGCCUCUGAUCCAGUGCCAUUACCACCUGCCAGGCCUCCAACUCGGGACAAUCCAAAGCAUGGUUCUUCACUCAACAGGACGCCCUCUGAUUAUGAUCUUCUCAUCCCUCCAUUAGGUGAAGAUGCUUUUGAUGCCCUCCCCCCAUCCCUGCCACCUCCCCCACCGCCUGCAAGGCACAGCCUCAUCGAACACUCAAAACCUCCUGGCUCCAAUAGCCGACCAUCCUCAGGACAGGACCUUUUCCUUCUUCCUUCAGAUCCCUUUCUUGAUCCAGCAAGUGGCCAAGUUCCUUUGCCUCCUGCUAGGAGAUUACCAGGCGAAAAUGUCAAAGCCAACAGAGCAUCACAGGACUAUGAUCCGCUUCCUUCAUCUUCAGAUGGUUCACAAGCACCAGCCAGACCUCCUAAACCACGACCCCGCAGGACUGCACCAGAAAUCCACCACAGAAAACCCCAUGGGCCUGAGGCAGCAUUGGAAAAUGUUGAUGCGAAAAUUGCAAAACUCAUGGGAGAGGGUUAUGCCUUUGAAGAAGUGAAAAGAGCCUUAGAGAUAGCUCAGAAUAACGUCGAAGUGGCGCGUAGCAUCCUCCGAGAAUUUGCCUUCCCGCCUCCAGUCUCUCCACGUCUAAAUCUAUAGCAGCCAAGACUGUCAACACCAAAAUGGCAGGCAUUCGAUAUUCCAGGAUCAUGGAAAAGAGACAAGUGAGAGAAGGUGUCUCCUCGUGUGGCAUCUUGAGAAGAGGCUUGGAAGUGCUGCUUCUCAGAAGACAGCUGCUUGCUCAGGAUGUCAACAGCUGUGCUUAUUUCUGCUAGCCAUACUUUUAAAUCAGGGUUGAACUGACAAAAAUAAUUUAAAGACGUUUACUUCCCUUGAACUUUGAGUCUGUGAAAUGCUUUUCCUUGUUUACAAGUUGGCCAAGUUGCAGUUUGUUUUUGUUUUUAGAUUCGUUUUAGGGUUUUUGUUUUUUUGAUACCUGUACUGUGUUCUUUACAGACCCUUGGUAGAGUGGUCAGGUCUGCUGUAACAUCUCCCACCAACUCCCUCACUGUCCACGUCAACAGCUAAGUCACAUGUUCAUUUUGAUCUCUCCCACCCUGCCCCGGUCCAGUUCCAUUUCUCCCAUUUACAAGAUGCUUUAAAGGUUCUGAUUUUCAAUGUGUCAAACUAAUGCAAAAAAAAAAAAAAAAGUGUGUGGCCUUCACUACUGAGUCUUUUCUUUGGAAACCUUUGCUGUUGUGAGAUGGGAAAAUUAUGAAUGUAUAAAGCAUUUUUUUGUCAAUGAACUAACUGCCUUUUGAUAAGGGGUUUUCAUAUGAUCUAAAGGAACAUCCCUUUUUAGUGUUUUUUGAUCUUUAACCUCCCAUAUUCUCAUCUUUGCCAUCCCAGGGUGUCACUACUCUGUAAAAAUAUAAAAUAUUAGAAAGCAACUACUGCAAAUGUGGGAGAAAUACACUUGGCACAUGACAAUGCCGUACUGAAGUUAUAUAAUGAGGUCCCCUGACAUUUAUGCCUGCAUUACUUUGAGGCAUGCUGAGUAAGAGGGCCGUCUCCCUGAAAUAUAUUAAUAAUUUUCGGAUAAAAUUACCAUACCUUUCCCGAAGUGGAAUAGAUUUCAUUUCCUAUUUGAGUGAUUAUACUCUGGUACCUAACAGGUUUAGGAACCAGUUCACAUUGCAGUGGAAAAGUUAAAUCUUUUAUGCACUGUUAAGUGCCAAUGCUACUGUGGCAAUGUUUUUUUUUUUUUUUUCCUUUGGCAAAAUCUCUGCAAUCAAAGUUCCUAUUUGAUUUGUAGAUUCUCAUUGCUCCAUCCAGUCAGGGGAAAGAAAUUCAUCUAGUUUUGCUUUUUUUUCUCCCCCAAAAUGGAGGUUGGUUCUUCAGAAACAUUAUUUUAAUCUACAAAUAUUUAUUGAGCAUCUAUGAUGUGCUUGAUGCCAUUAGGCACUAUGUUUUUAAAGCACAAACUCGCAACUGAUUCCAAUAUAAUGUUUUGUUAUUCUUUAUCUGUGCUUUUGGUGGUAAAAGUCUCUCUCUGAUGGACAAAGCCUAAUGAGUAGUGGAGAAAUGGGACAAAAACUAGGCCUGUGUAAAAUGCUUGAACCCACAGAAGGUUCCCUAAAUAUGGACUAAUUGUGGGUUUGUGCACCUUUCUACCAUUCCCUUUCUAAACUUCACACCCAGUGUGAUGUAAUAGGAUGCAUCUGAUUGAGAGCUUCAGGCUUUGAAAGGACAGGACCAAACAGCUAGCAGGACCCCAGGGAAGUCCAUGUUCAGGACUGGAACAGCCACCAGGUUAACCUGGGGAGGUGAACUAAUGCAUUGUUUUCAAAGCGGCAUGUGCCACAUGUCCUUAUUCGUCAAUUUGGCUCUCACGAUAGAAUGUACUUGAGAGGAGUCACAGGUCUUGGGUGUUUUAAUUUCAAGUGAUUCUGCACUGGUUAAUGUCACUGGAGAGGAAUUUUUACUUUUCUUUAGAUGUUCUUCCUCCAGGUGGAGGAGUGCAGUUUUUAUACUUUUAAAAAUUGCAUCAGCUAAUUCUUCAUUGAUUUAUGAAUUCUGCAUAUAUCAUGAUUAUUCACUUUUUGUUUAACCAGUCUCUGAUGUCACGUUGAAAUAGCACUGUAUAUUUUGUUUUUUUUAUGACUUGCUGAUCAUAGGUACAACUAAAAGCCAAAAGUUGCCACUUCAUUGUGAUAACAUUGUUAUAACUUUAAUAGGGAAUGAGAUAAAAUACAAAUGUUAGGAAACAUAGGACAUCUUCAUUCAAUUUUCAAAUAUGUGAACUUUUCCAGUGAGAAUUAGAAAAAGACUGAUGAUAAUAUAGUAAAUUUAGACUUUUUAAAUCUAUUUUGCAAAGAAAAUGUGCUAGCCCCCACUAAAAUCUCUGCAUCUUGUACCCAAUAGUAGCCAUCAGUUUUAUCAUGAAAAAGAAUGAAUCAAAAACCUGAGUGGAAUGGAAAGAGGGAAACUUUCAAACAGUCAUGAAAAGCCCAUUGCUACCAAUUACCAACGACUACCAAACUCAAAAAAAUAUAUAUUUUUUGUAGAAAUAAACCUAAAUAAUCAUAGAAGUGACUACCCAUUAAGGGUUGGAAAUGAAGGUGACUUGGUUUCACUGUGAUCCAGAAAGUUAGACAUUCCUCCCAUUUCUCAAGACUUAGUAAUACAAUUAUUUUUUGAGCCAGUACACCAUAUAAUCCAUAUACUUAAAUCAUGGCCAAUAUUGCUCUCCUCCAUCCCCCAACAUGUUCUGGGGAUAGAAGUACUUAUCCUCAAUGAUAACCCAGUAAAUUAGUCUCCAUAAUUUUUUUCCCCUUGAUGUCUGCAAUACCCUGGCCAAGUUUUCUACAAUUGAAUCAGAGUAGCGCUUAUGGUUAACUUGAACCUCCUUCCACAAAAUGACCUUUAGCUCUUGCCUGUUCACCUCCCAUCGCCCGCAUUGCAAAUAGUCUUACUAAAGCCCUAAUUGCAACUUCAAAGGGUCCAUUUGUUAACUCAAUAUUUCACACACAAGAACACUUGCAAAGAUUUCUUCAUAAUGUGAAUUUUUUUCUUUUUCAGUUCCAUAAGCAUUUCCUACAGUUGGGACAUUUAUUUUUCCUCUUGAAUUUUCAACUUGAAGCUUUAAUUUGCACUGAAUUAUCUACCCUGGUUAAAAAUUUAAUUUUCUUCUCUUAAGCUGACACAUUUGGAAGCAAAUUACAGUGUGUUUUCAACAAUACAGGUACUGCCUGUUGACUUGGAAUUUUAGUGCUUCUAGGAAAAGUUGCCAGAAAAAGACAGCAAUAGAGUGAAGGGUUUCUUCCCAAUUACUAUUUUUUUUAAUGCCUUUUUAAAACUUGUCUAAUGUGGCAAAAUAGUUAUGUGUUCAAUUAAUUUAUAUUCAUCUUUUUUCAAUUCUGGUUAUUAUGUAAACUCAAGUACUUUAUCUGUUCUUUUAAGGUAUUUUAUAAAAUGAAUCUUAACAAAA